AUGCCGCCGCCUCCACCACCUACCCAGGCAACGUUUGAGCUGGACGCCUCCGCUUUGCAGCAAGCACUGCAUCGUCAUGCACCGCCACCUGUGCCAAAUCCUCCGCCCAACACUUUCGUACCGUCGCCUACACCCAAGCUCACACCUGGCUUUGUUCGGACCUCUCAGUUAGACAGCUUAUUCAACGGCAUGAAUCCUCUACCAACAAAUGCACCACGUCCACCCAUAGCUAUGAUCACUGCACCUCGCGCCCUUACCAAUCUCCCACCGGCUGCUGUACGACCUGCACCGUUUAUUACCUCCGGGAUGCAUGAUGGAGUACCAUUUACCCAAACUACGGCAACUUCACCCGUCACGUCUGUUGGUGCGGCGACCGGCGAUGGCAGUUCGAACGUCCCAGAGGCGCCCAGCAGCUCACAAAGGCACGGAGGACCAGAGUCCGACGCGCCGACACACAACAGCUUCAGCCAAACCACCGCUGAGGAUGUGGCCGUCCUCGAUGCUUCGAGAUGGCAGAAUAUGUGA
This is a messenger RNA of Melampsora larici-populina 98AG31, 525 nucleotides long. RefSeq lists its product as uncharacterized. The coding region runs from base 1 to 525 and encodes 174 amino acids. The transcript is spliced from 2 exons. NCBI's taxonomy places the organism in Eukaryota, Fungi, Basidiomycota, Pucciniomycetes, Pucciniales, Melampsoraceae. The record is from RefSeq and is a predicted model, not a curated record.